UACACGGACAUUCUAAAUCAAUCUCUUCCACCAACCGUAACGGCAGUGCAGCGUUGUAAAGCUCUUUUGGCUUGUGCUAAAAAAAAACCCCCCAGUGUAGUUUGAUGAAACCCAUCCGUGAACAAUGUGAUGAAGUAAUCCCCUGGGACCUGGAUGAGAAAAGUUCACCGCUCAAGUGAUUUAUGUCCUCUUCGUAAGAGUCUAUUGGCUUUGUAACAAGUUCGGAAGGAGGAAAAGUAGCUCACUCUUUCCAAGUGCAAAUCCCGGAUCCAUCAAUCUAUAAACGUAUCCUCAAGUGGAGUUUCCUUGUUCGUCUGUUCCUCCCAUAUUCCUCCAGCUCCCGGAGUCGAGAGGAAAAGUUUCGGGGAAAACCUUGAAAAGUGUGUGCGGCUAGCCUAGGUGGAUGCAGUUUCAACGUUGAGCACUCAUCGUGCUCUCAGCUGCAGCAUCUUGCUCCGCCGCGCUUUGUGCUCGAGUUCAGUGCAAACAAACUGCUCCUCUAGGAAGAAAAUCGUCAAUAAAAUACAACCGUCGUGCUUUCGGAGCGGAAAAUAGUUCAACCGUCUUUUUUUUUCGUGUGUGCGAAAACGGACGUUUUUCCUCUCGUCGUAGGUGUUAAGGUUCGACGGGGGGAUUAUGUAGUGCAGACGUGUGACGUCGACGGCAACGGUGUCGGUGCAGAGGUGCGUUGGGUAAAAGUGCAAAAAUAGAUGCGAUUCUCGUAUGUGUGUGUGUGUGUAUGCGCCGGGGAGCCGCUCUCGCUCAUGACUCACAUCGUAAUCCUAGUAGCCUGAGGGUAAUCGCAUCGCUCCACCACCAUCCAGUCAUCCAUGGUUUUCGGCAAUUAAAUUACCUGUGUGCUGUACGAGAGUAACGAUGUCGGCAAGGUGCACGAUAAAAAGCCUAUCACCCACCCACCAAACCACCGUCAACGGAAGUGUGUAGUGUGAACAAUAGGCUUACCACCCCCCUGAUCCCAUAGCAAAAAUAAAAAGAAAAGAAAAAUCAAGUAUAUGAUACAAAGAAAUACCUAAGAAAAAUGUUCUUUGUGAAAUCACGCCGACCUUCCUCAGUUCCACUAGCCAUCGUCCCCAAUCGCCACGAGAAUCAGAAGCAGCACCAGUCAACAAGGGACGGCAAAUUUUCGUUAUGAAGGCACCGAAUCUCCGCAGAUCAAAUUGAUAAAAUCCGAAAAGGAGAUUAAACAUCACACACUGACAACCGCACGGAUCUAAACCCCCCGGGGGCAGGCAGACGAGAAUCGAACAGGUAAAACCGAGAGCAAAAUUAAUUCCUAUCAGCUCGGGAACAUGUAGAACAUCACCCACACACACAAAAAGCAACCCAAAAAGUCAUGGAAGAAACCCGCCCCACCCGCAAGGACCUAAAAAAGACCCAUGCCGACUCCUGGCCGAGUCGUGCGUCGCUUCCGGCGAGCCCAAAAAUCAUCAAAACCACCGAAGACGACCGGGAGGCCAAUAGCAUGUUCGACUAUUGCCCAUCGUCGUCGCAUACCUCCUCCUCCGGCGUGCAGUACGAGUACGGUGCCAUUAGUCCACGAUUCGAACACAAGCGCUUCGAGUACUGCUACCCGACUGUGUCCAAAGAGGACUCCUCCAAUAGCAUAUCACUCGAUAAUCAUGACAUAGAUCGUAAGAAGAAACGAAUUUACCCCAGCAAAACGCCGGAAAACUCCCUCGAAAAUGAACCGAUCCUGGACGGGUCGAACGCCAGCAGCAGUUCAAGGGCGGCCAAAUCACCCAGCCAUUCGCCUCGGCACUCUCACCGGCAGCUCAACAGUGAGAUCAACAUCACGUCCAAUCCCGGCUAUCAGGUCCUUCGCAACUCCCACUCGACGCUGGAUCGCACGUGUUCGGACAGCGUGGUGUCGUUGAAUUAUCACAAAUCGGCCAGCGAUUUGACACAGACGACGGCAGAAGCGACGGCAAUGACGACGAUGGGACCCGUUCCGGGGAGAAAGGGCCGGCGGCGAAGCAGCCACAAGGGGGGUGGCCUUGCCUACCUGGCCAGCCGAAAGGGUUCGCGGGACUCGGUGAAAAGUGGGGCUUCCAAUACGUCGGUGUUUUCCAACGAGGACGUUGGCCCGUUGGCAUUCCAGGCUUCCGCCCGUGGUCGGCAACGGAGGACGUCCAACUUUUUGGAAUUGCCCAUCCCGGACCAUGCGAGGCCCCGCGUCUGUUCCUUACCUGAGCGGCCGUACAAUCCCAGGCAAAGUGAUGACCUGUACCGGUUGAGGCACUUCUCCAUCAGCAAGGGGACGGUGGUCAACUGCGGUGAUUCCAUCAUCUCGCGGAGAUCCAGGAGUAAUACCAGCGUCAAUUCCACUGCGAGUCGGGCCAGCGAACGUUCGCCAUUCGACGGUUCGUGCUGCGGGGGAGGGUACGCCACGGUUGACUCGCUGCCUUCAUCCCCUAACGCCGAGGAGGACGACAGCGAACCCAUUCCAACGAGGUACCGGGUGGUGAUGGUCGGAGACUCCGGAGUCGGCAAGACGGCACUCGUCUCCCAGUUUAUGACGUCGGAAUACAUGCACACCUACGAUGCCAGCUUGGAUGACGAAUUUGGCGAAAAGACCGUUAGCAUUCUGCUAGACGGAGAAGAGUCCGAGAUGAUAUUUAUCGAUCACCCGAAUGUGGAGAUGAGUGUGGAGAACUCGUUAUCAACAUAUGAACCUCAUGCCUGCGUCGUCGUUUACUCGAUCGUGGACCGAAACUCGUUCCGGGUCGCCGAGGAGAUCCUCAACUAUCUGUGGCAGGAAAAGUACACCAAGGAAAAGGCGGUCAUCAUCGCGGCCAACAAGUCCGAUCUGGCCCGAUCCCGGGUGAUCAACACCUCCGAGGGUAAACAGUUAGCCACCUCGCGGGACGCGAAAUUCAUUGAAACGUCCAGCGGAAUCCAGCAUAACGUGGACGAACUGCUCGUAGGUGUGCUGAAACAGAUUCGACUCAAGGAACAACGUGAGAAGCGGGCCAGCGCCACCAACCUGCGCAAUUCGCGCACCCAGAUGUCGCUGCACAUUGCCAAGGAAAUUUUGCACAAAAUCUGUCUCACCGACAUAACCAAAUCGAAAAGCUGUGAAAAUCUGCACGUACUCUAAAGGCAAGAAGCAGAAGAAAAUAUAUACGGAAACCACGGAAAACAGAAGCAGGGUAAACUGAAAGUGAAAAUCCACGUAUAGGUGUUACCUAAUAUCAGACUUCCUCAGACUCACCUCUCAAGACUUUUGCAAGCUCAUUGCCAAACCAACAGUAGCAGCAGCAGCAGCAGCAGUAACAGCGUGUGUUGUAGUUAAAAUCGCGUACAUUGUGUAUCUACUCUUAAUUAAUUGAUCCCAACGUGGAAGUAAAGCAAACAGGUAAACCUCCAACCUCCA
Molecule: messenger RNA, 3394 nt
Organism: Ochlerotatus camptorhynchus
Lineage: Eukaryota; Metazoa; Arthropoda; Insecta; Diptera; Culicidae
Gene: Rgk2
Product: Rad, Gem/Kir family member 2
Exons: 12
Coding region: 1355-3118 (587 amino acids)
Cellular component (GO): plasma membrane
Molecular function (GO): calcium channel regulator activity; GTPase activity; GTP binding
Source: RefSeq, a predicted model, not a curated record